AUGGCAUGUACUUCCAUUCCAUGCCCACAUCCCUUCAACACAUUUUUACUGGCCCCAGGACUAGCUUUCAAUGGCCGGGACACAGAUGGGAUGCGAUGGGAUGGCUGUAGAAACGUCAAAAUCCUUCUCUGGGAGGGGUCCAACCAAUUUAGCCAUCUCAUAGAGUCCUUCAAUACAAACACCAAUGCCUGGGUAGCGCAAGAAGGUGCUGUGAGAAAGUAUGAAUUUGUGGUAGAUCUGAGUAGAUGUUUGAUUUUGAUUGUGACAAAAUUGGAUUAUGAAAAUGGGAAUACUUAUAGCAGGCAGAAAUAUGGGUUCAUGUCAUGCCAAUACACAUUUCUCAAGUUGCUAGAGCAUAGAAAGAUUAGCAGCAUGCUAAGCUUUGUAAGGUUUAGUCUGACUGAUCCUCAUAUGCUGGAAAGAUGCCUCUCAUACUCUGGUAAGGAUGCAAACGGUAACUGCCUAUGGAACGGUUGUGCCAAUGUCAAGAUCCGGCUGUACGAGGGAGCCACUAGUUUUGGGGACAUGAUUUCUUCCUUCAACAUAAAUACAAAUGCUUGGGUAGCCCAAUACGUGUACAAGAGAUUGCGGUUCUUGAACAACCGCUACAUCUCACAGGCCGCAGCACUUGUAUUCCUAGCAGUAUGGCAUGGACUUCACUCUGGGUAUUAUGCCUGUUUCUUCAUGGAGUUUGUCGUCAUAAACCUCGAAAAAGAUCUGUCAAGCACAGUGAGCAAGUAUCCACGCAUUGUCUCUGCAAUCAAUGCAGGUCCAUUAGUGAUAUUCAUUAAGUUUGUUAUUAAGAAGAUGUAUGUAGUGAUAUUCAUGGGCUACUGCUUAGGACCAUUUGUUUUGCUGAAAUUCCACAGGUGGUGGGAUUUCUACGUUUCACUCUACUUUUCUGGUCACAUCAUCUUUGCUGGAUGGCCGCUGUAUUCUCCAGUUGUAAAAGCAGUUUUGAAGGCUAUUGGUGGAGAAAGAGUGAGUGUAGAGAAGGGUAAAAAAGAAUAACUAAAUAAAGACAACAUUAUAUCCUAGCAGAAUUCAUUCAAGGUCACUGGAAAUGAACAAGAAAGGGGAAAUGUUUUAAUGUCUGUAUGUAUUACUUUUAAUAGGAGUUUGAUAGAGCACAAGAUUAUUUUUUCCUUGUAAGUAUUUACAGAAGCCUGUUGAAUUCUCUUAACAGAUGCAUAUACAAACACAAGUAAACACAGAUAUAGUCAUCUAUAUACAGGUAUAAGCAGAACCUGUAUGCCAUGUAGUUAACACAGUGGAGUGAGCGGGUGCAUGCAUUUUGUGCAUGCAAAUAUUUGAUGUGUCUAGGCCAAGUAGACUUACUGUAAACCAUAAAAUAUUUUAAGUCCUUAAAAAAUAUCCUGGAAUAGAGACUUCAGUGAAUGAGUACUAUUUCUCCAUAUUGCUUGGUAACUCAGACCAAACAUAAAAGAUAAGUUACUAGAAUUAUAACCAAUAUUAAGUACUGUACAACAAGUUUAUAUUUGUCUGCCUAAAAGAUAGUAUAGUUAAAUAUGUGUUCAAAGAUGGUAAUGAAUUAACCUUUAUAGGGAAGAAGUUCACAUUGCAGCAAAUUUUCAAUAAUUAUUGAGUAAAGAAACAGUUGCUUGUUAUUGAAGGAAAAUCUUGGUCAUAAUUUAAGGGAAGUGACACCUUUUUGACUACAAUGAUUAUGUGUGGUAUAAUCAAACUUAAUUUUAAAUUAGAAUAGCUGGUUUGAUUUUACUUAGGAAAGUAAAGAAGAUUAGUAUGAUGUGAUGUUCUGGUAAUGCAUAUUGGUUUGAAUGAAUUUAGUAAUGGUGAAAUAAGGUACAUUGAUUUGCAUGUUGAUUUUGAAAGACUGGUAAUAUUGUGAUAUUUAUUAAACCUAGAAAGAAUAUUCCUGUAAAGUUUCUGGAUUCUAGAUAUAAAAUUUGCAUUGUUGAAAUUGUGAAGACUUCCAGUAUUGGUGAGCUUAAGAAUAAGGAUAUUUCUAUGUAAUUUUAAAUCCCCUUUCUGAGGAAACCAGUAUUGGAAAUACAAAAAUAAAGACAUUUAUUUCUUCAGUGGAAA
Molecule: messenger RNA, 2067 nt
Organism: Penaeus indicus
Lineage: Eukaryota; Metazoa; Arthropoda; Malacostraca; Decapoda; Penaeidae
Product: lysophospholipid acyltransferase 5-like
Exons: 10
Coding region: 1-1011 (336 amino acids)
Biological process (GO): lipid modification; phosphatidylcholine biosynthetic process
Cellular component (GO): membrane
Molecular function (GO): 1-acylglycerophosphocholine O-acyltransferase activity; lysophospholipid acyltransferase activity
Source: RefSeq, a predicted model, not a curated record